UAAAUUUUAUAAAUGGGAAUAACUUGUUUAAAAAAAAAAAAUGUGUAAUUGGAAUAGAAAUAGGAUAAAUCAUUAAAGGAAAGUAAUUUGAAAAGUGCUGAAUUAUAUGAGCCAAAAAUGGGUUAAAAUGAAAAUAAGUAGAUCAACUAAUAUCAUGAAUUUAAAAUUUGGAACUUUUAAUAAAAUAGAUGGCUUUAACUAAAAAGCUUCCAAGUAAAUUUUACACUAGAAAAUUAAAUUAAAUACAUUUAUAAUGGAGAAAUACUUAGAAUGUAAAUAAUUUAAAUAAAAUAACUUAGAGAAGAAUAGAAAGCUUAGAUAGGGAGAACUGAAGUUUUAACUAAUUUAGAAUAAAUCAAAUUUCUUUAAUGGCGAGGAGAUUAUGGCAAGAAUCUUAAAAAAAAUGGAAGAUGGACAGCUUUUUGGAAAUCAAAACAACUAAAAAAAGUUGGUGGAUAUUACUUAGAGGAUGGGUCUAAACAAGGUUUGUGGAAAGAAAUAAUGAAGAAUUAUUGUAGGUGAAUAUUAAAAUAAAAUAAUAGCCAAUGCAAGAUAUUUGAGAUGGGAGAAUAUUAAAAGAAUUAAAAAAUUGGACAAUGGGAUUAUAUAUAUAAGAAGAGGAAGAUGUAUUUUAUUGAGUUAACCAAUUAGAGGUGGUGGAUUAUAUAAUGAGUAAGCUUAGAAGAAUGGUAAAUGGAUAGAAUUAAUUAAUGGAUUUCAUGAAAAUAGAUUAGUAACCUUAAGGUGCGAAUAUAAAAAUGGGAAAAAAGUUGGUAUUGAGGAUAUUUGGUACGAAGAUCAUGGGAAUAUUUUAAAUUAAUAGAUGUAUGAAAAAAUUAUGUAGUUUAUAUGAUAUUCUGUGUGUGUUUGUUUUUCUAGUGGUUGCGGAUUGUAUUGUGAAGAGGUUUGAUGAUUAAGUAGGGUAAUUGGAUGGAAUGCUUAGAUGGAUAAUUUUCUUCUAGAUUAAUGAAUUAUGGUUAAUAUAAGAAUGGUAAAAAAGUAGGGAGUUGGGAUAUUUUGUAUAAAAAUAAAAAGAUGUAAAAAUAAAUUAUAUUGUCUUCAUAAUUUCCUUGUUUUUGUAUAUUAGUGGUGGUGGAUAAUAUGAUGAAGGAGGAAAUGAAUAUAAGUUGGGCGAUUGGGUGGAAAUAUCAGAUGAAUAUAAUGAUUAGUCUAAAGAAAUGUUUUUUGGGGCUUAUGACAAUGGUAAAAAGGUUGGUGUAUGGAAUAUUUUAUAUAUAAAUGAAUGGAAGUAAAAAUAUAUUAUUUAGUUACAAUCAUAAUAUAAUUCAAAAAAUAGUAAAAUUAGUAGAGGUGAAUUAUAUGAUAUAAUUAAGGAUGGGAUGUGGGAUGGUUUGCAGGAUGAGUUUAAAGAUAUAAUAUAACUAAUUCAUAAGGGCGAAUAUAACAAUGGUAAGAAAGUUGGUUAAUGGGAUAUUUUUUUGAAUUGGAAUGGUUAAUAAAAAAUGUAAUACUUUAAUAUAAAGUGAUGAUAGUGGCGGUGGAUCAUAUGAGAAUGGAGUUAAAUUUGGUAAUUGGAUUGAUUUAGAUUGCUCUUUUGAAAUUAAUAAAUAAGUAACUUAUACAGGAUAAUAUAAUGAUGGUUUUAAAGAUGGUAUUUGAGAUAUUAAUUUUAGGAGAUAGAAAUUUAUUUAAUUCUAACAAAUGUAAAAAUGUUCUAUAAAAGUGA
Molecule: messenger RNA, 1687 nt
Organism: Paramecium sonneborni
Lineage: Eukaryota; Ciliophora; Oligohymenophorea; Peniculida; Parameciidae
Source: the annotation of a GenBank genome assembly